AUGUUGAUGUCAAUCAAAGCUUCAGAGAGCAAGAAUUUACUAGAUGCCAAAAGAAGUAUUUCAUCAGACAAAAAAGAGGCACCCACCAAGCUAAUCAGGACCAUGCACGAAGAACCAUACGGGUCAACAAAUAUAAGCGAAAUAUCCUAUGAUGAACCAAACAAAUCAAAAUCAGUCUUGAAAAAUGACUUAAACAUUAAAAAAUUGCCAGUUGACGAGAAAAGUAGUUGUAAGCAAGGAAGUGUUUCUAAUUCUGAACAUAAAGAACUGCAUCAUAAUAAAGCAUCUGAAGAUUUUGAUCAUAAAACUCUAACAACUGAUGCAAACGUUUUGUCUAAAAAGGAAACUGAACAGAGCGGUGCAGUUACACAAUCUCACGUAACAGAGAAAAGCUCGUCUGUUAAAAAACAAGUUAAGGGCGAGCCUUCGCAUAACAAUGAAGAACAUCACUCACAGUUUGACAAGUCAGCCAGAACCAAAGCAAAGGAAAGUAAAACUUGUUCACCAACCGUCUUCAGUGAAAAUACUUCUACAGGAAAGGAUUUUAGAACACCAAUAAAACAAAAGCAACCAGCUAUCCAACAAUUAGCACAGAUAUCUAGAAAGAAAACAAAUCUCACUAGCGUUAUAGACAUAACAGAGAGUGAUUUGAUUGAAGAAAUAAAAAGUGAUAUGUCUGAGGAUAAAAUACAUCAGUUAAUAUUAAAAGCAGUACAAGAAGGCAAAUACACGGAGAGGGUAGUACCAAUAGAUAUUUGGGACUUUGGGGGUCAAAAAGAUUACUACAUGACUCACCAGUUAUUCAUCACAAUAUAUCUGCUACACUGGGUCAACUCGAUUUUGACAUACUGCAAAAGGACAGAUGAUGGUUUUCCAAGGAUUAUCUUUGUAGCUACACAUAAGGAUGAAAAAUGGUUCGAGAGGACACGAGAAGCUACAAGAAAACAACUUGAAGACGAGCUGCAAAUCCUGUUUAAAUCACAUGCUGGUUUGAAACAUUUAGAAUUCAAACCGUUGAUUUUUGUUAAUGCUAUAAACCCUGAAGAUCCAGAAAUUGGGGACCUUAGAAAAAAGCUAAUGCAAAGGGCAACUGAACAUCCAAGAUGGGGUGAAGCGAUGCCAACACGAUGGAUUCCUUUGGAGUUACAGUUAGCACAGAAAUCAGCAGAAGGGGUGAAUAUAAUUUCCCGCAAGCAACUGUUAGCUUUAAAUUCCAGAAAUGAGUCAAUGAUCCUAUCAGAGACGCAGUUGGAAACAUUCUUGAAGGUGCAACAUUCUCUUGGAAAACUGUUGUAUUUUGAUGUAGAGAAUCUACGGGAUUUUAUCAUUAUAUCGCCAUCAUAUUUAGUAGAAGUCCUGCGAUCCUUAGUUACCGAGAAGCAGUUCUGGCCUAAAGGACAUAGAUUUUCCCGGAUAUUGAGAUACAUUCAGGAAUUUGGAAUGAUUGAAGCAGAUGAUAUUUAUUACCUUUGGGAUCAGGAAACUUUCAAGCAUAUUCUGCCAUACAAAGAAUAUAUGAUUCAAAUGCUUGUACACCUUGAUGUCCUUGUAGCUCCUAGAACAAGAUUUGAAGAAGUAAAUAGUCCUACAAAUGAUGUUUCUCGCUUUCUGAUUCCCUGUAUGAUAACCAAAGAAAAUGACACAAUGUUCCUUAAAAGGUUUUGGCAAGCCAACACUUCCAUAAUACUGUCUUAUACCUUUGUUGAAGAGGUUAUCCCACCAGCAUUGUCAUAUCGCUUUCUUAGUUCAUUUAUAACUUCAUGGGAUAUAAAGAAUUUCAAAGACAGAAACACAGAAAAAAGAAUGCUUUUUAGUGAUCUUGCUGUCGUAAAGGUAGAUAACUCUCAUGAUGUCGCCGUCCAAGUGAAAACAAAUAGACUGAUUGUGUCGCUCAUUCAUGCAAAGAAAAAAGAAGAAAUAUUUCCUACCCUGGCAUCUUCUCUUCAGGAGUGUAUGACGGCAGCAAUAGUAAGAAUCUCAGAAUUCUAUUCGAUGUUGGCGGAAGAAACAAAACCAAAUGAUGUAAAUUCCGGUAUACCAUUCAGCAUUGAAUUCGGUGUAUUCUGCAAAGAGGAUCUAUGUUUCUUCAACCACAAUGAGGUGUCUUUAUCAUGUGAUGAACCACUGUGGUUUUGUAAAAUACACAAACAACGACAUGAGACCAAAUGCUUAACUGCUUGGUUCUCAGAAAAGGAACCACGUGAGAUUUGUACCAUCAAUUGUCAGGGUAUUCAGAGACGUCGUUCUUGAUGUGCCUGAUAUGUCAGAAGAGGUCUUAAAUAAACUUCCAUCAGUUGAUGCACUUCUUGAUUUGUCUAACCACAUUGGAAACAGUUCCAUGCAACUUGCCAUCGAGUUAGAGAUAGAUGUAUCUUAUAUACAGCAGAUUCAGCAUGAUCAUAAGAAUAAACUUCUGGAACAAACAAGAAAAUGUUUUCUAAAAUGGAGGCAGAGCAAAUUCCCAAAGCCAACAAUACUCCGAUUACUGAAAGCCCUGUAUAGGAUUGGGAAAUUCGGCCAAACAUACAAAGUGUUAAAGUGUUA
Molecule: messenger RNA, 2544 nt
Organism: Mytilus trossulus (common blue mussel)
Lineage: Eukaryota; Metazoa; Mollusca; Bivalvia; Mytilida; Mytilidae
Exons: 6
Coding region: 1-2250 (749 amino acids)
Source: RefSeq, a predicted model, not a curated record